Messenger RNA from Frankliniella occidentalis (western flower thrips), 1828 nucleotides. RefSeq names its product protein max (gene Max). NCBI's taxonomy places the organism in Eukaryota, Metazoa, Arthropoda, Insecta, Thysanoptera, Thripidae. The transcript has 4 exons. The record is from RefSeq and is a predicted model, not a curated record. Bases 325 to 747 code for a protein of 140 amino acids. Gene Ontology annotation, molecular function: protein dimerization activity; DNA-binding transcription factor activity. Gene Ontology annotation, biological process: positive regulation of transcription by RNA polymerase II. Gene Ontology annotation, cellular component: RNA polymerase II transcription regulator complex.
CCAGAAGUUAUUGUUGUGAAAGGCAGUGUCGUGUACCACCACUGUGUAGUAGUGUAACUCGUAAAUUUGUGUUGUGUUUUUUGAAGAAUUGUUGUCCUGUAUUUCUUUCUGGGUAUUUCGUACUUCUUUUCGUCACAUCACGGUUUCGAGUAUUAUUUGUAGUGGUCAUAUUCUGAGGCCCGCAAUACAAGGGCUGGACUCCCCCACCAGUUUGAUUUAACCUCUUGAAGGUUGCUUUGUGUUGUGUUUAAAGGGUGAUUGAUAGUUCCUUUCAUCGCAAGUUAAGUCUCUUGUCGUCCUAGUGGAGUUGACAUCGGUGAAACCAUGGAGGCUGAGAAAAGAGCCCAUCACAAUGCGCUAGAACGCAAACGCCGUGAUCAUAUAAAAGACAGUUUCAGCAGUUUGAGAGACUCAGUUCCUGCACUUCUAAAUGAGAAAGUUGCCAGCCGUGCUCAGAUACUGAAGAAAGCAUCUGACUAUAUUCAAUAUAUGCGAAGAAAGAACAAUGCACAUCAGCAAGAUAUUGAGGAUCUGAAGAGGCAAAAUUCUCUUCUUGAGUCUCAAAUCCGUACAUUAGAAAAAGCAAAGGCAACUGGAAACUUUGCAGCUGAGUCAAGUGAAGGUUUAUAUAAGGGUGACUCAAGAGAAUAUCAGGACUCUGAGUCUGAUAUUUCUGACACCGAGGUACCUCGCAAUCCUCGUCGCAAGAAGCUGAAAGUUGCUGGUGUUGGCCUUGGGUCAUUGUGAAAUGCCUACGUGUAAAAUUGUGAAGAAAUGACUUUCGUUUCACAUUCUGAAAGCAACUGUGCACAUGUUGACCAGCUGAGAAUCAGGGAAAAUUGGGCUAAUUUAUCUCUAUUGAUCUCUAUGUAUAUGGUCUUUUUAUUUUCUAUUGCAUUAUUAAUUUGAUAAAUACUAUUGUUCACCAUGCAUAAAAUAAUCUACCUCUAUAACUUCUGCGCAAUUGUACUUUUAAUUUUGUUCAAGGGAUAUACAAGAGCUGUCUUCUAUCAUGUUGAAUAAUCAAGCUGUUUGUGGACCAGCUGUUUAAUUAUAUGUAAAUUGUUGCAGUUGAAUAAUAAUUUCAGGUAUGUAGGUAUAAAAUUCUGUGCAUUUUUCAUGUUUGGUUUGGCCAUGCUAGUGCAUGGAUCUGUGAUACGCACGUCUAAAAGCCUUAUUAUACUUUUCUUGUUCAAAUGUAAUAGAAGGACCAAAACCACAGCCUUUCUUACGCAUUGCUGUGUUUACUCUUUUAGUUUCUAUGGAUUUGAGCUGUUAUGUUCAGCAGUGGUAUGUCUCCAUUUUUUGUUUUCAAUUUUAAUUGGCUUUCAGUCUAGAAUUGUCCUUUCCUAUUCAAGCAAGGCUUCUCUCCUACUCAUGCUUAAUAAAUUACCUCCCCUAACCAUUAAUGUUUGUCCUUUUUUCUUUUAUUUCUGUUUGAAAGACUUUCUAUGUUUUUAAUUACUCAGUGACAUUACAAUAAGAAUGAAAGCAAAUAUGUACAAUGUUGUCCAUUUCUUCUGUACUGUUUUUCCUACGGAUAUCAGCUGUAGUGGGUGCCUCUAGUGCGUAAUGACAAAAUGUCCACUACUUGUAGGUAAGAGAUCUAUCUCAGAUAUGCACUAUGUGACCUUUGCUUCUAUUGUAAGCUUAAGUGACAUAGUAUCUAUGUACUUUACUUGUAAAAUAUUGUUUAGAUUUAAUUGAUACAAGCUCAGUCCAGAUAAUGUAACACAUUUAUUGAAAUGUAAUCAAUAGUAAAGGAUGUGUGUAUUAUUUCUAGAUUUGAUAAUGUAUCAAUAAAUUUCUGUAGGUUUUUUUUUUCAAA